AUGGAAGUAAGUGCGAUACCGCCGAUGCCUUUGGACUUCUCAAUGGUGAGGAGUGGAAGUGGUUCACCUGGUACCCUCAGAGACUCUUCUCCGAGGCCUGUCUCCAACAGCGCUUUUAGAGUGGUCACGCCAAAAGGAGUAUCGGCAAGUGAAGCUCUACGAAAUGGUUUGUGCCAGUCCCUCUGGGGUGCGUCGGCCAGUCGACCAGAGCCUAGAAUAUCACCGCAUAACCUUCAUGAGACUUAUCCCGUCAGAGAAGAAAUCAAAUUCGGCAUCAACCGUUUAGUAAGUGAAAGAACAGAAGAUGAAGAAGAAGAAACCCACCAAGAGCCAAGACCUGAAGGCAUUUCGCCUGCAUCUCGUUGCGGUAGUCCCUGUUGGGCACCAUCCCCCCAAUCUCCAAGAUCUGUCCGUUCCACAUCCCCUGAGCUCGAAGUCGAUUCGCCUCCAUCGUCCCCAAGAAGACCACCAGACUCUUCUCCCCCUCCCAAAAGAUCAGAAGCUUUCUCCGUUAGUGCUCUACUAAGGCCUGAUGCCCCAAGAGUUCAGCCACAAAGACCUUUUUUGUACCCACCAUUGCCUUUCGCGGAGUUUCUGAGAGACGCUGGUAGCUUAGGACUUCCAGGAUGGCCAGGCUACAGUAAUCUUUAUCUGCAUGCAGUGCAAGCUGCUGGUCCUGAACUGUUGAGACUCCGAGCAGCAGUCUUAGGUGCCCCAGGGCCUCUUUCCAGGCCCAUAGGGGAUGUGUACUCUUGUGUAAAGUGUGAGAAGAUGUUUAGUACCCCUCAUGGACUAGAAGUUCACGCAAGAAGAUCUCACAAUGGAAAGCGGCCAUUUGCAUGUGAAAUGUGCAGCAAAACUUUUGGACAUGAGAUUAGCCUUAGUCAGCACAGGGCCGUUCACAGCGUAGAGAAAGUUUUCGAAUGCAAGCAAUGUGGGAAGACCUUCAAGCGGUCCAGCACCUUGUCCACACACCUGCUCAUCCACUCCGACACCAGGCCCUAUCCGUGCCAGUACUGCGGGAAAAGGUUUCACCAAAAGUCUGACAUGAAGAAACAUACCUACAUACAUACUGGUGAGAAGCCCCACAAAUGCCAGGUCUGCGGAAAAGCCUUCAGUCAGAGUUCAAACCUCAUCACACAUUCUCGCAAACACACUGGCUUCAAACCGUUCGCUUGUGAGCUCUGUGGCAGAGCGUUCCAAAGAAAGGUGGACUUGAGAAGACACAAGGAGACGCAGCACGCGGAUAUUAGAACCCCCCAACCGCAUAUGCAGCCUCACACUGAUGUCCAUGCUAUGCAUCCAGCUGACAUGCAUUCUGUGGCUGACCACAGGAUAGAUCUCCGUCCACCUCACCCUGACCUUCGCCAGCAUCCUGACUUCCGGGCGCAUAUGAGUGCCUCAGUUCCAACUCUGCAGCCGCUGCCAUCCUGA
Arctia plantaginis is the source of this 1434-nucleotide messenger RNA. The record is from the annotation of a GenBank genome assembly. NCBI's taxonomy places the organism in Eukaryota, Metazoa, Arthropoda, Insecta, Lepidoptera, Erebidae.